AUGCCCGUCUUCUCUUUCUACAUAUUCGACCGGCACACCGAGUGCAUCUACAGCAAGUCAUGGCUCCCUGCCCAACGACCCUCCUCGCGCAUCGCCACCAGUGCUUCCGACGACGCUAAGCUCAUCUUUGGAACCGUCUUCUCCCUGCGCAACAUGGUCCGCAAGCUGGGCGGUGACGACGACGCCUUUAUCAGCUAUCGCACCGGCCAGUAUAAGCUGCACUACUACGAGACACCUGCGAAUUUGCGGUUCGUCAUGUUGACGGAUACGGGGUCGCCGAGUAUGCGGAACGUGUUGCAUCAGAUAUAUAUCAAUCUCUGGGUUGAAUAUGAGUGCGCCUCUAUAGUUGUCAAGAAUCCUCUUGCCCCUGUUGAACACAAAGGCGGAGAGGGGGUCAAGAAUGAACUGUUUGAGCUGGGCUUGGACCAGUUUAUUCGUGGUUUGAUUCAGGAUUGUCACAGUUUUGACGACCUUCUCUUUGCCCAUGUCAGCCACGGACGAAUGGACCGGCCGUAUCUUGCGUUAGAGAAAGGCAUCUCGGCUGGCGGUCCCAAUUGA
Molecule: messenger RNA, 558 nt
Organism: Metarhizium acridum CQMa 102
Lineage: Eukaryota; Fungi; Ascomycota; Sordariomycetes; Hypocreales; Clavicipitaceae
Source: RefSeq, a predicted model, not a curated record